This is a messenger RNA of Calliphora vicina (urban bluebottle blowfly), 2793 nucleotides long. It is a transcript of the gene chk, whose product is annotated as chaski. Bases 1 to 2769 code for a protein of 922 amino acids. Gene Ontology annotation, molecular function: monocarboxylic acid transmembrane transporter activity. Lineage: Eukaryota; Metazoa; Arthropoda; Insecta; Diptera; Calliphoridae. Gene Ontology annotation, biological process: transmembrane transport. Gene Ontology annotation, cellular component: membrane. The record is from RefSeq and is a predicted model, not a curated record. The transcript is spliced from 5 exons.
AUGAUUUCGAAAUCAAACAACAAUACUAGUAUUAGUAGUCAAAAACAAAAUGGCAGCAUUUAUCAACCCCUCACAACGCCACUUGGCGAUAGUACAAUAGAUCUAUCGCCUGCGGUAGCGACAUCUGUUAAAACGACACCGCUCAAUAAAUCCAUUAAACAUGACCUGUUUCCGGAAGUAACAUUUUGUAAUCUAUCUUCCGAAGAUUUGGAAGAGCAUGAGCAGAACGCACACAUGCUAAAGAACAGCAUUAUCACCAUAAAUGUCACCGACAACACAGCCAUGACAUCUCUGGCCAAUGGCACAAGCAAUGGUAAUGGCAACACGAAGAAAAGAAAACGUCUGAUAUCAAAUGAUUCGGGUGAUUCAAUCGAUUCGGGCUCAACGGAGAAAAAGAAACCAGAAAUGCCAGAUGGCGGUUAUGGUUGGGUAGUAGUAUUUGCCUCUUUGGUUGUCUCCCUCAUAGCAGAUGGUCUCUCAUUUUCAUUUGGUCUGAUUAACACCGAAUUGCUGGACUAUUUUGGUGAGAGUCCCUCGAAGACCGCUUGGAUUUCAUCACUAUUCUUCUCAGUGCCUUUACUAAUGGGUCCCAUUUGGUCGAAUCUAGUGGAUAAGUAUGGCUGCCGUAAAAUGACCAUAAUAGGAGGCGUAGUAUCAGCCAUUGGAUUCGGUCUGUCUUCAGUUGUCAAUUCUGUUGAAAUGCUAAUGGUCACCUUUGGCAUAAUAUCGGGCCUGGGUCUGGGUAUUGGCUAUGUCACUGCCGUUGUAUCUAUAGCCUUUUGGUUUGACAAGAAGAGAACAUUUGCCACUGGCAUUGGUGCUUCGGGUACUGGUAUCGGUACCUUUUUGUAUGCCCCCUUAACGCAAUGGCUGAUCGAUACGUAUGGCUGGAGAGGUGCUACUUUAAUUUUAGCCGGUACUAUGCUUAAUGCUUGUGUUUGUGGUGCUUUAAUGCGUGAUCCCGACUGGUUGAUCGAAGAAAAUCGUUUGGAAAGUAGAUCACAAAGUGUUACUACAUUCUCCAAUUCUAGUGUAUGUUUGGAGGAGAUCAAGAAACUGCUGGAUACAGGAGCUACCAAGGAAUAUGUUUUGGAUACUUUGGUAACGAAAAACAAUACCGAAGCCAAUCAACAAAUAGAGGAGCUAAAUGAAACACACCUAAAAAGAUAUCGCAGUGAGCUAUUUCUGCCCACAUUUUUGAGCUCUCAAGAAUUAGAGGAACUGUACGAAGUGAAGAGCACGAGUAGAAGAUCUCUAAGACUGAAAGAAGGUGCUGAAGCACCCUCAAGAGAAAACCUGCUCUCAAUGUCUUCGACUGGUAAUCCUUAUGCUACGGCUGCCAUUAUCGGUUCACCCGACGACACCAUGAUGGGAGGCAUUCCCAGCGAAGUGGCCGAAACAGCCAAGAAAACCUUUUUAGCAUCCAUUGAAACUCUAUCGCCUUCAGAGAAACGUUCAUCGGAUAAUCGUACGCCUGUCAACACUUCUCUGAUCUCGCUACGCUCCUCCACCGAUGAGGGUUAUUUAACACAAAAAUAUUCCCGCGAACACAAUCAACAUGCAGAAAACUGUGCCAAUUCUCGUUACUCCCUCAAUGAGAAUAUAUUUUUUGCGGCCAAAAAGGACUUAAGACACCACGGUCAUCGUCACAAUUCCGUUGAUGUCCUCAAUCCCGUGGCUCAUUCAUAUUUUUCAGCAAUUAAGGAUCAUGGUUUAGCUUUAAUUGAAUCCAAUUUAAAGAAACACAAUGAAAUUGUCAACAGCACCAGUGCGGGCAGAAAUGGUGGCCCGGCCGUUAUAACGAUACCCGAAAAUGAACCCUUAACGGGUCAACAAACAAAGGGGCCGAUAAAGAGGACACGCAUCGAUAGCAUCACUGGCAUGCGUAGACUGUCGAAAUCAAAGAAGCCUAGCUAUCGUUCCAAUCUAAGACGGAAUAUAUCCAUACGCAAUUCAAAUUUCUUAAAGGAUAUGAGAAUACAUCGCAAUUCGAUGCAUUAUCGUGGUGCCAUGCUGAGCACACAUCGUUAUCGUUUGAGAGCUUCAUCGUGUCCUAAUAUUUAUAGGAACUCAAUGACGACAAUUGCUAAGGAAGAUGAAGAUACCUGGUAUGACAAUCUCUUCGAUACAAUGAAAUCUGUUUUUGAUUUCUCAUUAUUUAAGGAUACGAAAUUUACUUUAUUUAAUUUAUCAACAUUAUUCUUAUUUAUAUGGUUCAUAAUUCCAUAUCUGUAUUUACCCGAAUAUCUAAAAAUGCAUGACUACGAUACAUCGGCUAGUGCUCAAUUGAUUUCGGCUAUUGGUAUUGCUCAAACCAUUGGUAUGAUUGGUUUGGGUUAUUUGGGCGAUCGUUCAUGGAUGAAUGUAAAUGUUUGCUACUCAGGAUGUAUGAUAAUUUGUGGCCUUUCCGUAGUGUUAAUGCCAUUGCUGGUAUCCAGUUAUAAUGGCCUUUUAGCUUUGUGUAUAAUAUUUGGUUUUACAUUUGCCAGUUCUUUCUCCUUUACACCAAGUAUCUUGGUUAGUAUAGUGGACUUGGAUGAUUUUACCUGUGCCUAUGGUCUGGUACUGUUGGUGCAAGGUGUCGGUAUGAUAGCCGGUCCUCCCAUAGCUGGUGCUAUAUAUGAAGCAACUUUAAGAUGGGAUAAUGCUUUUUAUUUCGCCGGUGCUUUUAUAGCAUUAUCAGGUAUUACUGCUUAUCUGAUAGAAUUCUGUGAGAAAAAACCUAAAGAAAGUGAUAGUGAUGUUUCCGUAAUUAAAAAAGUACAUUAAGUUUCUAAUCCUAGAAGCUAUGUA